AUGAAUCAUGAUGAUUGUGUUUUGAAGCAAGCUGGCUGUGAUCAUGUGUUAAACUCGAAGGCCAAGAGAGACAAAUGUGGAGUGUGUGGUGGAGAUGACUCUUCGUGCCAGACCCUGGCAGGUGUCUUCAACAGUGCACAUUAUGCGUUAUCUGACACUCAGGGGAAUUUCCUUCUGAAUGGAAAUUUUGUUGUAAGUAUGGCAAAGAAGGAAAUCAACAUCCAGGGAGCUAUCUUUGAAUACAGUGGAUCAAACAACUCCAUUGAAAGAAUCAAUAGCACUGACCGGCUGGAAGAAGAGCUUGUUCUGCAGGCUCAUUUUGUAACUGUCCCAUUUAGGUACCACUUCAAUAAUAUUCUGGGAAUUCGCUUAAGUCUUCAUAGAAGAAAAAUUGUCUGCAUACGGAAGAGUGACCAUGCAGUUGUAUCAGAUCAAAGCUGUGGCCACUUACCACUGCCAUUGUUUGUGACUGAAAAGUGCAAUGCAGACUGUGAACUCAGGUGGCACAUCACUGGCAAAAGUGAAUGCUCAUCCCAGUGUGGCCAGGGAUACAGGACCCUAGACGUUCACUGCAUGAAGUAUUCCAUUCAUAAAGGACAGACUGUCCCAGUAGAAGACCGCUACUGUGCUGAGCAGCUCAAACCUCCUACCCGAGAGCCAUGCCAUGGCAGCUGUGUUUUAACACGGUGGCAUUAUUCAGAAUGGUCCCAGUGUUCUAGGAGUUGUGGAGGAGGGGAGAAGACUCGAGAGUCCUACUGUGUCAAUGGCUUUGGCCACCGCCUUGAUGAGCGAGAGUGCCAAGAGCUUCCGCCGGUGAUGCUUGGGAAUUGCAAUGAGUUUCCUUGUCCCAGUUGGGCUACUAGUGAGUGGAGUGAGUGUCCUGCCACGUGUGGAAAGGGGAUGAAGCAGCGGCAGGUUUGGUGUCAGCUGAGUGAAGAUCGCAUGAGCGAUGGCUUCUGUAACGCCAGUACCAAGCCCGAGUCGCUGAGACCCUGUGAGCUCCGUGCGUGUGCUUCUUGGCAUGUAGGCCCAUGGGGUUCUUGCACAGCCACCUGUGGACAUGGGUAUCACAUGCGUGCUGUUAAGUGUGUCAGUGAGGUAUUUGGCACCAUGCUAGAUGACAGAGAAUGCCAGGAAGCCAGUCGGCCAAGUGACAGACAGGAAUGUAUAGUUGCACCUUGCCUGGUUGUUCCAAAAGUUGGGGCAUCCUCCUUACCAACCAUUCCCCUGGGAGAGGCAGCACAGUGGCGCCAUGGAUCUUGGACCCCAUGCUCUGUGUCCUGUGGAAGAGGCAGUCAGGCCCGUUAUGUGAGCUGCCGCGACGCCCACGAUGGAGUGGCUGACGAGUCACACUGUGCCCACUUGCCCCGGCCUGCUGAAGUGACUCUCUGCUUCAGCCCUUGUGGCGAGUGGCGAGCUGGGAAUUGGUCACCAUGUUCAGCUUCCUGUGGACAUGGGAAAACCACUAGACACAUUUUAUGCAUGAGCUACCACCAGCCAGUUGACGAGAGUUACUGUGACCCUGAAGUCCGCCCUGUGACUGAACAAGAAUGCAGACUGGCAGCCUGCCCACCCUCACGAAGCCACUCCCCCAGCGCCUCUGAGCAGCCAAGCCAUUUUCCAGGCAGAAAUGUCCCAUUAACUCACAAACCAGAAGAGAAUCACAAUCGGGGUGUCCGCCUGUCAAUCAGAGGAAACCAGUGGAGAACAGGCCCGUGGGGAGCAUGCUCCCGAAGCUGUGCAGGAGGUCUGCAGCACCGGGCUGUGGUCUGCCAGGAUGAAGAUGGCCGCAGUGCUACUUACUGUGACGUGGCCUCCAAGCCCCCUGAGUCAAAUCGAUGUGGCUCUGGACCCUGUCCACACUGGAAUUUUGGGGACUGGGGAGAAUGCACACAGACAUGUGGUGGAGGAAUAAAAUCAAGGUUUGUGAUAUGCCAGUUUCCCGAUGGCCAAAUGGCACAAGAACACAACUGUGAACUGCCCAAGCCACCUAGCAUGAUGCAGUGUCAUGUGCAUGCCUGCCCUGAUGAUGUGUCCUGGUAUCGGGGACCAUGGAAAUCGUGCUCAACUUCUUGUGGCAGAGGUACAAAGUACCGAGAGGUCCUUUGCAUUGAUCAAUUCCAAAGAAAAUUAGAAGAAAAAUAUUGCAGUCAUCUGCAGAAACCUCGAACUCAUAAAGCUUGUAGGUCGGGACGAUGCCCUUCAUGGAAAGCCAAUAGAUGGAAGGAGUGCUCUGUGACCUGUGGCUCAGGGCUGCAGCGGAGGGAAGUGUACUGCAGACUGAGAGGCACCGGUCCAGUGGCUGAAGACAUGUGUGAUCCAGCCACCCGGCCUCAGGAACACCGCCAGUGCUGGCAUCAGGACUGUGUGAAAUACCAGUGGACAGCAGGACCCUGGCUAGAUUGUUCAACAUCAUGCAAGAAAAAAGAGACCUAUCGUCCAGUGAAAUGCAUGAAUGAAAAAAAUAUACAAGUGAAUGAAAGUUUCUGCGAUCCUUUAACGAAACCUCUUUCAACCAAGAAGUGCAGGAACCCUCUCUGCAAGUAUGUGGUAGUGACAGGAGACUCAUCGCAGUGUGCAGGUAACUGUGGGUUCACUCACCCACAGAAGAUUACAUACUGCACCAGGAUCCAGUCCUCUAAGAAGCAUGCGCUCUAUCAGCUGAGGCCUGUAGACUAUGAAGAGUGCCCCGUGACACCGUCUCCCCAGGUGUACAAAUGCAACAUUGGAAGCUGUUUGCAUGUAGCCACUUGGAAAGUGGGGAAAUGGAGCAAGUGCUCAGUAACUUGUGGAAAUGGGAUAAUGGAGAGAAGAGUAGAAUGCAGGACUGAGAACGGUUGGCCCAGUGACUUAUGCUUAAAGCGUUUAAAGCCAGAUGCUCAAAAGAAAUGUUAUGCCAAUGACUGCAAAUCAUUAACCACCUGCAAAGAAAUCCAAGUUAUGAACAACAUUACCAAAGAUGGUGACUACGACCUUAACAUCAAGGGAAGGAUAGUGAAGAUCCAUUGCUCGGGCAUGCAACUGGAGAAUCCUAAAGAAUAUUUAUCACUGGUCAAAGGUGAAGACAACUUUUCUGAAGUAUAUGGCCUUAGACUUCAAAAUCCCUACGAAUGCCCCUUCAAUGGAAGUAGGAGGCAAGACUGUGUGUGUAAAAAUGACUACCUACCAGCUGGAUACACUGCUUUCAGCAAAGUGAGAGUUGAUCUCACUUCCAUGCAAAUCAAAACUACAGAUCUUCUUUUUUCCAAGACACUAUUUGGAAAGGCAGUUCCAUUUGCUACAGCUGGAGACUGCUACAGUGCUGCCAGAUGUCCACAGGGGCAGUUCAGCAUUAACUUGGCAGGAACUGGUAUGAAGAUAUCCAGUACAGCAAAGUGGCUCGCUCAGGGGAGGUAUGCCUCUGUUAUCAUCCACAGAUCCCAGGAUGGAACCAAAGUCUAUGGCAGAUGUGGAGGGUACUGUGGGAAAUGCAUUCCUCACGUGGCCACGGGGCUCCCAAUUCAAGUACUCUGAACAUUGAGAACUUGGAAGUACUGCCAAGUGGCUGGUCGGGAGUGGGGGGACUGCUUCGUGAAACAGUUAUCUGGUGCUCCUUUCUCACUCCUGGCUUCCUAAGACUUCCAUAUUCAAAUAUUUUUUUUGUCUGGGUGCUCAUCAGUGUUUCAGCCCACUUAAUGUUUAUAGGUUUUCAGGAGAAACUUAACAGACAUGUCAUAAUUUAUUAUGGGGAAUACAAGCAUGUGUGAAUGAAUUAUACCAAGAGAAUGUUGCUGUUAACAGCUUGAACUGGACCAUAAUUAUGUUCUACUGUUAAGCACACAUGUAUAUAAAUCUCUAAUCAGCUUCCUACAGUAAUGAAGUGUCAUUGUGAUAUUAAAAUAGAGCAAACAAGAGUGAGGAGCGACUAUUUUAAAUUACUACAAGCAUCAUUAAAUCUCUCAGUGAAUGUCAAAUUAAUAAUUAUGUCAAACAAGCAUGUAGACAUCAUACUUCUUCCUGAUAUGAUUUUGAUCUACUGUUUUCCCUUUUCUUUAACUUUAAUGUAUGGACUUCGGUGCUUCAAUACAAAUGGUUCUAAAAAUGUAAUACAAUAUUUUUAUUAGAAAUGUGCUUGUGUUAAGUAUUAAGUAGAAAAUGUGGCAAAAUACAGAAGAUAUGUUGGGAUUUGAGUUUUAAAGCCUACCUCUAAUCUGAUUAUACUUAUGAGUGAUAUGCUGUUUUUAGAAUGUUUUGUACCAUUAUACCUUUACAACUCAUAUAUGUAACUACCCUCAAAAUAUAUUUUCUCAAGAUUAUAUACUUUAUUUUGUUAACUAAGUAGAAAGAUGGAGAUUCUUAAAAUUCUGAUGAUCCUAAGGUUUGGUUAAACACACAAUUUUAUUAUGGAUUGUGUGGUCAGGGUUCUAGUCUAGAACAGGAUAGACAGAUCACAUUUUUUUCUGAGACAGGGUUUCUCUGUGUAACUUUGAAUGAAGCCUAUCCUGACACUAGCUCUAUAGACCAGGCUGGCCUCGAAGUCACAGAGAUCUGCCUGUCUCUGCCUCCCAAAUGCUGGAAGGAGUGUGCCACCAAUGCCCAGCAAUAGAACACAUUUUAAAGGGAGUUAUUAGAUUGGUUUACAUGAUGCAGUCUGUAUAUUCCAGCAAUAGUUGUCUUCACACUGGAGAGCUGGAUGCCCCAGCUGUCUCAGUCUGGUUCUAAUGUCCUAGACCCUUGGAGAGAUGGAGGAGUGGUGCCCGGAUGACACUACAGCAAGGAUGUUGGUCUUUAAGACACAUGGGAAAGCAGAAAAGCUGAUGUUAGAAGAAAAUGACAACCCAGUCAGUGAGUGCACCAGCAAGACAGGAAGGCAAGCAGGGGAGAGCGAAAGCUUUUUCCUCCAAAGUUAGGAUGGAUCUUCCCCCACAGUAAAUGUAAUGGGACAGUCUCUCAGAGGUGUGCACAGGAAGCCUGCCCUAUGGGCAAGUUCAGAUCCUGUAGCGCUGAAGGUCAAUAGUACCCAUCUCAGGGAAGCUGGGCUACCUUCUACUGGGGUGUUCCCAGAGAUAGAACAUGAAUGAAUAUAAAAAUCCCCCACUAUAGGUGGAUAAUUUAAUUGUGUGUUAUAUGAUGAUGGGGUUUUCAAAAGCAAAUCAGCAAAUAUCUUCCCAUGUCGA
Cricetulus griseus (Chinese hamster) is the source of this 5156-nucleotide messenger RNA. Lineage: Eukaryota; Metazoa; Chordata; Mammalia; Rodentia; Cricetidae. The record is from RefSeq and is a predicted model, not a curated record.